AUGAGCGCAUCACGACUAGUCGGCCCACGAGCCCUACGACUCAAUCUCUCAACACGAUACCAAUGCCUCCAACGACGCUUCGAGUCCACCGCCCGCCUGGCUCCCAAUCCCACACCCACCGCGACUGUCUCCCAGCACCCUACGCCCAAUCCCGCCUUCUUGAAGAGGAAUCGCGGUGCGGUGGUGCUGGGUAUCGUGGCCCUAGCCAUAGGGGCUGUCGGCGGACAAUUCGUGGUCCACACGCUGUCUCCACCACCACUUCCCGAUGCCGGAUCGCGAGAGGAUGGCAUCCUUUUGGCGGACCUCAACCAGCGCAUUGACGAGCACUUCAAGGUCAAGGUGUUGAGGGGGAAGUGUCUUGGUGUGGCCAAGCAGUUGAAGGGGCAAGAGGGGGGUUGGCUGGAGGUGGUGCAAUCGGCCGCUCAGGUGGACGAGGACAAGAGCGCGGAUGGAAGCCUUGUUACACAGAUGCAGGGCGCAAAGGGGCUGGGCGUGGAGAGAGUAUUCUGGGAUAGGGGGGAGCAGAGGCUUGUGGCGGUGGUAUGGUUUGGUGGGUCACUUUGUGGGUGGCCGGGGGUCACGCAUGGCGGUGCCAUUGCUACGGCACUGGCGGAGAAGCUCAGCUUGGCCUCCGCGCUGGCACAAGACAGUGAAGGUGAUGUCUCGGCAGCUGCUGUACCACAACGACUACUUGGUACUGGCAACCAUGCGAAGAUGCUGGCUCCAACGCUCACUCCGGACGAGCCUGCACAGCUUAGUCUAGGCUAUCUGAAGCCGACCUACGCGAACCAGUUCUACGUAAUCAGGGUCAUGGCUGCGCAGCCAGAGCACAAAGAUGCGGAACUGACCCCAGAGCCGUAUGGUGGCGCAGAGUACGAGGCUACUCUGGAGACGCAGGACGGGAAGGUGUGCGUCAAGGCUCGUGGACGUUUCAAGCCUAGCACUGCUGCGCAACGGAUGGAGGAGAAGGUUGCUGGUGGUGCGAAGCAGAGUUAUGAACAAUUCAAGGAGUGGAUGUGGCCUUCUAGGCAGAAGACUUCGCAGGUGGGUUGA
Saxophila tyrrhenica is the source of this 1053-nucleotide messenger RNA. RefSeq lists its product as uncharacterized. Bases 1 to 1053 code for a protein of 350 amino acids. The transcript has a single exon. The record is from RefSeq and is a predicted model, not a curated record. Lineage: Eukaryota; Fungi; Ascomycota; Dothideomycetes; Mycosphaerellales; Extremaceae.